GGAGGAGACUUCAGACAAACCAAUGCAACUAAGGCUAUAACUUCAGGAUCGUCAUACUUCAAUGGAGGUUAAUUAAAAUUACUUGAGCCAAAAAUUAACGAAAGCUCUUGCAAAGAUGAAUGAAGCAGCACACACAUUGACCUUCCAAAUCAGAAAUAAAACCUGAUAACAUUUAGGUUAAAAAUGCGAAACUUUAAAUUUUAAAAACUAUCUCAAAUUAGGAUAAUUUUGGUCAGUUUUGCGUACAAUCCACGCCAACUGUGCGUAGCUAACCGUACACAUUCCUGCUGUCAUCUUAGUUUCCAUCAUGGUGAUCAGAAGAGUUGUGUGACCUUACCCUUCCUAUCACAUUCAUUCUCAACAGCGUUAUUUCCAGCAGCUUCCAGAGCUAGCAAACGCCGAGCAGCUGGAACAUGACAUGUUGUUUAUGACAUUAAAAUGUAAACAAACACCUGCGCAACAAUGUGGAAUUUACCUGCGUAGAAAAGUGCAAUUCAAAAUGUGCGUCACGUGGAAAACGGUCAUGUUUAUCGCCUCGCUCCUUUCAUGCAACGAAGCACUGUACGAUUGGCCGACCGAGGAAACGAGCAAAUCUAUCCUCAACUCCGGCUACAAGGAGUACGAGUUCGAGCUAACGCAGACGAACAAUUUGUACCGUCAAGAUGUACUUCAAAAGUCGUGCCAGUACAACAUUACUGAUGAUAUGAUGGACCGGAUAGAGCAGCUGAAACAGAUUCCCACCGAUCAUCUUCUAAUUGAUCGUGAACACAAAUUUCUCUACUGCUACGUUCCGAAGGUCGCUUGCACCAACUGGAAGCGUGUUAUGAUGAUACUGAUUAACAAAUGGAACGGUACUGAUCCAUUACAAAUUCCCGCUGAUCUGGCACAUUCGGCCGGAAUGUUUGAAACUUUUCAAUCGUUAAGCGACGAAGACAAAAUUGCUGUGCUUGCAGAUUAUAAUCGCUUCAUUCUGGUUCGUCAUCCGUUCGAGAGACUGCUGUCAGCGUUUCGGAAUAAACUGGAGGGCAACUCAAAAAGUGCCAAAUACUUUCAGGCACGCAUCGGGAGAACCAUCAUAAAAUCAUUCCGGAUGCACGCCACAAACGAAUCGCUUAUAAAUGCGGAUGAUGUGCAGUUCAACGAGUUUGUGCAGUACUUACUUACGCCGGAUCUGAGCAAAAGCGGAAACAUGUCAUUCAAUGAGCACUGGGAACCCAUUUCGCACCUUUGCCAUCCCUGCUUGGUGCACUACAAUGUCAUAGGCAAAUACGAAACACUGACGGAUGAUUCCUCUCUAGCACUGCAUCUGGCCGGUGCGGAAGGCUUGAGCUUUCCCGCGGUUUACAAAUCGUCCAGCACACGGGAACGGUUGAAGCACUACUUUAACGACAUUCCUACAGAAACCUUGAAGCGGUUGUAUUUACUUUACGAGGAGGAUUUUAAAAACUUUGAUUACAGUUUGGAGGAAAUAUUCGGCUAUGAGCUCGUUUAAGGGAUACAAUUAGCAUUUAGACAAUACUUACAGGUAAGUUGGCUCUCAUAAGUUGAUAGUAACAGGUUUUAGGGCAGUUGGUGUACUUAUUAACAGCAAACAAAACAGGGAAGUUACAGUGUUACGGUAUUAGGGUUGCAGGACAAUACAUGUGAUAUUAACAUUAAAUGUGCAAACUUUGUUGACAAUAUUUCUUACAGCAAUAAACAUUCUUACUGAUAUUUGUGCAAGAAUUUGUAAAAGAAGCUUUUUGCCCGGUUUAUAAUAAACCGCUUACAAAUGUGUUAUUUAACUCAAUGAUUUAGUGAACUUUUUGUUGUUGAAGUUACAGUAAAAUGCUGUGAAAAUUGAGAAUAAAACAACAGAAAAACAUGGACAUUUGAGCGCAAAAUAAAUCGUCAAUCACAUUCAAAACAUGCAGUAUCUAGGAACAAUAUUUCCUCUUCAAUUUGCGGACAGGGUUUGCGGAUGAGAAAUUCGCACAGCUCUACUUAUACUAAAAAAUAGCAUUUUUCCCAAUGUCUUCUAAUUGCCUUUAAAAUUCUUUGUUCGGUAUUGUAGUGAUACCAUCUCUUCUUUUAUAUAUAUACUCGUUUGUCUGACCACACGAACAUUUAAAUUAAUUUUGAUCGAAACAUUAGGAGGCUACCCAAGCACCACAGAUUAAGCUUAAACGACUGGAAAAUCCAAUAUCAAUUGAAAAAAAAACGAAAGCUCUAUAGCUGCACAGGUUUGCUCAAUAGAUGGCGUUGUAUAACUCAUCUUUAUAUUGCUGUCCUUUUCUUGCUAUGUGUUUCGCCUAACUUUAUCUACCCUAGCGCCACAAAUUAAGCUUAAACGAUAGGAAAAUUGAAUAUCCAUAGAAAAAAAAAACGAAAGCUCCAUCCCAAGUGCCACAAAUCCACUAAACGACCACUAAACGGCUUCUAAACGACUCAAGCACUCUACCUAAACGGAAUAUAGAAAGACUUCGUUUAGCAGACGGCAAACGACUCAUGCAUUCUAAAAAUAGCAAAAAAGCUGGUGGCGCUCUCUGUUGGUGGGAUACCCCAACCAGUUGAGCUUCAUCGCUUGGAGGAGAGCUUUCUCAUUUCCUCUGUACUGUUGUAUGGUUUCGCAUUGAAGUUAUGCAUCGCUAGAACUAGAACGGCGAUACGAUUGUUUAAAUACUAAACUCCAAUGGAAACCACUAGCACUGACGCAAGUGAGAUUUGAGUAAUGGUCGUUAGUGUUGAUACCCACAUAUCUGACCACACGACCAUUCAUAUAGAUUUUUGCUCGGAAAGUUAGAAGGCUAUAUAGGUCAUGAUAAGAUGAAACUUGUCGAAACACAUUGCAAGAAAAGGAUAGCAAUAUAAUAAUCAGUUUUAAUACGCCAUCUAUUGAUCAAACCAA
Messenger RNA from Anopheles coluzzii, 2887 nucleotides. Its product is annotated as carbohydrate sulfotransferase 11. The transcript has 5 exons. NCBI's taxonomy places the organism in Eukaryota, Metazoa, Arthropoda, Insecta, Diptera, Culicidae. Gene Ontology annotation, molecular function: sulfotransferase activity. Gene Ontology annotation, cellular component: membrane. Bases 419 to 1492 code for a protein of 357 amino acids. Gene Ontology annotation, biological process: carbohydrate biosynthetic process. The record is from RefSeq and is a predicted model, not a curated record.